AUGGAAAAAUCGCUGCCGCUCCUCCAGGGCACCAUCACACUCGAAGAUGCGCUCCGAGACGACGAAAAUGUGAUACAGAAACUGCAAUAUCCGGAGAGAAGAGCCAUCUUUUACGUCUACCUCUACCGGCGUCGGGCCCACAUCUCGAAGCUCGUGUCGCGGCAUCUCAACCUCCCCCUCACUUCGUUCCGGUUAGGCCAAAUCAAGGAGUGGGUUCACGGCAGCUUUAAUGUCUGCAUUCCCAUCCAUAUCAAGCCAUCACAGCCCGGUCUUCCAGAGAAGGCCAUCAUCCGUUUUGCCCUCCCUUACAAGACCGGUGACGAGCAUUUUUUUGGCAAUGCGGACGAGAAGGUGCGGUGCGAGGCCGCCACGUACCUCUGGCUGCAGCAAAAUUGCCCGGAUGUUCCAAUCCCGCGACUUUACGGGUUUGGCUUUCCUGGCUCACGAUCGUUCACUGCCGUAACCCACGAGCGGUUUUAUAACCGUGUAAGAUGGCUGUUCCAAAGAUUUAUGGCGUGGCUGUUUGGCGAGAACCUGCCACACUACUUUUCCCACCGCCGUAAACACCUCAAAGAGGUGGCAUACCUCGUCAUCGAGCAUGUGGCGGAAGGAAGGGCGCUCUCCGAGACGUGGCAGGAACACCACGACGACCCUAUCCGAAGAGCCGGUCUAUUCAAGGAUCUUUCCCGCAUCAUGCUCUCUAUUGCAAAAAUCCCCCAACCACGAAUAGGGUCCUGGACUAUUGACAAUAGGGGUAUGAUCACCCUCAUCAACCGUCCGCUCACUGUUCGUCUUCACCAAUUCGAGAACCAAAACAUCCCCACCGACGUCCCUCGGAACCGGACAUACGGUUCCGCAGACGGGUAUUAUUCCGACAUACUCGCUUAUCACAACUACCGCAUGCGGUACCAACCCAAUUCGAUACACAGCGUGAGCGAUGGCGUCGACCAGUUGGCCGCUUUAACAACGAUGCGCACGCUACAACCUCUAUUCACCGAUCGCAAGGCACGGGAAGGACCCUUCGUCAUGACCCUGACCGACCUCCACCAAAGCAACAUCUUUGUGGACGACGACUGGCGCAUCACCCGGCUGAUCGAUCUCGAGUGGGCGUGCUCGCGGCCGCCCGAAAUGGCUUUCAACCCGCCAUAUUGGCUGUCGAGUCCCAGGAUCGUGGACUCUGCGCGUGGCGUUGAGGAGCUUCUCGGCGAGGAGCAGGAAAGCUACGCGAGGCGCCAUUCCGAGUUUACUGCCAUGUUUUCGGCCCAGGAGAAGGCUUUGUAUAGUGGGUCCAAGGACCGCACCAAUAUUCUUCGAAAGAGCUGGGAGAGCGGUACGUUCUGGUACAUGCAGGCCCUGGACUGCCCGAGCGCGCUCUACGCUAUCUUCAUGUUCCAUAUUCAGCCACGGUUCACAAACCUCGAUGACUCUGCGCUUGACCAGUUCAAUCAGGUUGUUGUCCCGUAUUGGGAUCGCGGUGCCGAGCAGUUCAUUGCGGAAAAGGUCCGACAGCAGUGGGAGUACGAAGAACAGCUUCGAGAGCUGUUUGACACGGCAGCGUAG
Molecule: messenger RNA, 1560 nt
Organism: Dichotomopilus funicola
Lineage: Eukaryota; Fungi; Ascomycota; Sordariomycetes; Sordariales; Chaetomiaceae
Exons: 2
Coding region: 1-1560 (519 amino acids)
Source: RefSeq, a predicted model, not a curated record